CAAGAGAAGAGAAAUAAAAGAAAAAUUCAUUCAGUUAAAAUAACAAAGAUUAAUAUUUUCAGUUUGUCGCAUGUAACGAUUCACCCAGUGCAAUCCAAAGAAGAAUUACUUAGCGAGAUGUUUUUAUACAAUCCAGAUGGCGUAGAAGCAGAGCGUUUUCCUAGCAUCGUGCAUUUCACCAAUUUAAUAAAACAAAAGAAUACUCACCCGUCAUUAUAUCUUUCAGUUGUCGUCCCAGCUAUGAAUGAAGAAGAACGACUUCCGGCUAUGUUGGACGAAUGCCUUCCGUAUUUGAGACAUCGCUCAGAAAUUGACGCUUGUUUCACUUUUGAAGUUAUAGUUGUUGAUGAUGGUAGUCAAGAUCGUACAGCGGACAUCGCAUACAAAUAUUCGCUAAAAUAUGGAAAUAAUGUUGUACGAGUUUUGAAACUGAAAAAAAAUCUUGGGAAAGGUGGUGCAGUGCGUUCUGGAGUUUUGCGAAGUCGUGGAUCCAUGAUUCUGUUCGUUGAUGCAGAUGGUGCUACUCGUUUUUCCGAUUUUGAACGGUUAGAAGAAGAGCUUCUGCGAACGAAAUUUAAUUGGUCAUUUCCUGCAGUUGCCAUUGGAUCUCGUGCUUAUAUGGAGAAGGAGAGCAUGGUUAUGCGUUCUUUUUUUCGUGCAGUUUUGAUGGUAGGUUUUCAUUUGAUGGUUUACAUUUUUGCAGUGAAGAGCGUCCACGAUACACAAUGCGGAUUCAAGCUUUUUACUCGUGCUGCGGCAGCAAAAUUGUUUGUGGUCAUGCAUAUUGAACGAUGGGCUUUUGAUGUCGAAUUAUUAUAUUUGGCAGAACAUUUCCAUUUUCCUAUUCGAGAAGUCGCAGUACAAUGGCAUGAAGUGGAUGGAUCAAAAAUUAUACCAAUAUAUUCUUGGUUACAAAUGGGCCGUGAUGUGGUCCUUAUUUGGUUUCGCUACUUUUUUGGUAUAUGGAGUUAUGAUAAGAUGGAAUAA
This is a messenger RNA of Dracunculus medinensis (Guinea worm), 987 nucleotides long. The record is from the annotation of a GenBank genome assembly. NCBI's taxonomy places the organism in Eukaryota, Metazoa, Nematoda, Chromadorea, Rhabditida, Dracunculidae.